CAAUAAGUCAAUCACUCACUUAUAUAACCGCAAAACAAAAAUAAAAGUCAAUUAAUAUUCAACCAACAAUUGGAUGCCCGGGUAUGACAUACGCCGGUUCGUAGGCCUGUCCCAGAGAGAGGCCGAUGAGUUCACGUGCGGUAUAUGCCUACAGAUAUUUCGCGAGCCGACUGUCGUUCCCUGUUGUCGGCACACGUACUGUCGCGAGUGUAUCAGCCGCUGGUUGGCCAAUACAAACACGUGCCCUAACGACAGGCGCGGAUUAAUUGCGUCCCAAUUAUACGAUCCGCAGAGAUUAGUCACUAAUCUGUUGGCAAAACUGCACAUUCAGUGCCAUUUCUACGCCCAGGGAUGCGACGCGGUGCUCGAGUUACAGUGUCUGGACUCCCAUGCGGACAGUUGUCCGUGUAAUCCGUGCAGACAGUGCCCCGACUGCGGCCUACGUAUGGCUGAGCGUAUGGACGCAGCGCCGGAUUAUGAGAUACCGGUGCCGCCACUCGUGAGCCAUAAUUGUGUGAAUAGUUUGAAGCGAUUGAACGAAACGCUCGCCGAAGAGAUGUCACAAUUGAAGCGCGAAAUACUUAAACUCAAGACUGAGAUCAAGACGUUGAAGGACAGGAGGAAUGAGUUCAAUGCGUCCGACACUCUGUCUGACCACAUCAGUGAAGUGCUAUCAUCGGCGCGAAACCGAAUCUGUUACCCGGAGAUCACCUACUGUUCCGUCUCAUCGACACAACGGCUCAAAGCCAUCAACAAAUCGAAAGAAGCGAUUCUGACAUACGAUUCGUACGAACAGAUCACACACUUCUUGAGCCAACAGUUUAACACCAGUAGUAGUGGCGACACGACUGGCCAUAAGUGGCACACAAUCGCACAGUCCGUUCACUGUGGAGAAGCGCUGAUCGCCACCGAAAACGGAUGGAUUGACCUGAGGUUCGGUCAGUUAAGGAUCGCUAUAUUCAGAGCUGCCGGCGCUCUGUGAUCCCAGUCUAGUGUAGUUUAAAAUUACUGUACAGACACUACCAGCCCCCACCUCAAAGGCACUACACUUCCAAUUAUAAUGAACUGAAGCGCUAAUAAUACUGAAUACGAGAAAUCACUGGCAGUUGGGAACUGGAGAUGAGACUCAGAUAUAUCUAUGCAAUCAAUGAAACGCUUGUAUGAAUGAUAUGAGGAAUCGCAUUGAAAUCAAUGGCGAAAAUAUUUUCCAUAAAUAUGUGACUCAAACAGGAAUUGAUUAGAAAUUUUGUUCAGAUAAGUCUCAUACGAUUUUUAUAGAUAAGGCACAC
Oppiella nova is the source of this 1289-nucleotide messenger RNA. The record is from the annotation of a GenBank genome assembly. Lineage: Eukaryota; Metazoa; Arthropoda; Arachnida; Sarcoptiformes; Oppiidae.